Bacillus rossius redtenbacheri is the source of this 1199-nucleotide messenger RNA. RefSeq names its product mitochondrial import inner membrane translocase subunit Tim9-like. The record is from RefSeq and is a predicted model, not a curated record. The transcript is spliced from 4 exons. The coding region runs from base 108 to 398 and encodes 96 amino acids. Lineage: Eukaryota; Metazoa; Arthropoda; Insecta; Phasmatodea; Bacillidae.
GAAAUAUUAAGCUGUUAUGUUGUUGUGAAUGUAAACGUAAAAUUUGUAAAUAAAUUUUGGUGUCUCGGCAAUUUGUGUUACUAAUUGUUUAACGUUUGAUAUUUGAUAUGGCUGCAAGCUUACCAGGAGGACUGGAGAACGUAGACAGCGAGCAGGUCAAAUCUUUCCGAGACUUUUUGGUAUCCUACAACAAGUUGUCUGAAAUUUGCUUCAACGACUGUGUUUGGGAUUUCACCACAAGAAACGUUAAAGACCAAGAGAACCGCUGUGCCCUGAACUGCAUGGAGAAGUACAUGAAGAUGAACCAGCGGGUGUCGCAAAGGUUCCAGGAGUUCCAGAUGAUAGCCAAUGAAAAUGCUCUCGCAGCUGCCCAGAAAAUGAGCUCGGUGGCUCGGUGACUACAUGUAUCAAAGUAUAUUUUUAUUCAAUGUACAGUAUUUUAUUGUUGAAUUUUUUUUUUAUCUGCUGAAAGUUGUAGUCUUAACUCUCUGUGGACUACUAGAAAUUGUGUACCAUUAAUGUAAGUCCAUUAAAGUACUAUUUUAUUUGCAUGAAGCAUUUUUUUUUUUUUUUCAAUUUUUUUUUUGGCACAUGCGUGCUUUGUUAAGCUGAUUAAAUGAAUUUACACACAUUAUUUUAGUCAUUGUUUGGGUUACAAUAUUUAGUCAUUUCUUCUGAUUUUCUGUUUUCAAAAGCAUAAUUAGCAUGACUACUUUGAUCAUGGUGCAAUAGUCACUGAUUAAAUUUUAAUGGAGUAAAAAAACAGUCAAAAAGAGAAAUGGUUUUUAAAAGCCUUCAGAUGAGUAUUGAGUUAUAAAAUGGUGGAUGUUUCAAUUUAUUAGUUGUGUAAAUGAUCGUGUAUCACCAACCAGCUUUUUUGGCUGACUGCCAGAUGUGAAACAGACAUCAUACUGUGAUCUGCCUCACUGCAGUUCCAGCAUUAAUUUAAUACCUUAUAUACGGGUUACUUUGUCCCGAAAUGGAAAAAAAAGUUCGAACUAUGUAUGCUACAAGCCGAUUACUGGCGAUUCUGCUAGCCCUGAUAACAAGAUCAUACUUGGUUAAACUUCUAAUGACUGAUGUAUAAUUAUUAAAAUAUUUUCAAGUUCCUUGUUUCUUUUAUGAUUUGUUUUUAAGUAUUUUUUUUUUCCAAAGAAGUACCAGUGUAAAGUGAGAAUAAAACAAAGUGUCCAUGUUCA